AUGCGAUUAAGGCCGCCGCCGGAGGAUCUUGCGCAAGUGCCGUCCAACCUACCGUCCUUCCUUGGUGAUAGCAUUGCCUCCAGACAAGUCCGAACCGCAUACAUCGCCCACACUGUAUCGAAGCUCAUCACUUUCCGUGUCUUUGGCCCAUUCCUGUUCAGUCUUGGACGCCGCUACGACAAAGCCGACUCUCUUUUCUCCUCGAUGAGCCACCACAUUCGCGAGAAGAGCACGCGCAAAGAAGCGAUUUGGCGACAACAAACACUCCUUGCUGCUUUUACCAGCACUGGCGCGAAGCAGCGCAUCAAUACUGCUGCCGGAACCGUUGUCGAGGAGAUCGUCAACGCUAUCCGACACUUUGCUGAUCCAAAAGAGGAGGAAGGCAUCAAGAUCGCCGUGAAGCGCAUCGUGAAGGUCGCUGCGGAGACAUGGAGAUUUGCUCGUCUCGAGCGAGAAAUGAUCACCGCCGUCAUGCCUGCGCUGCACGACGAAGAACAUCAAUUUACCAGCAACCAGUUCUGGCCAGCUUACAGCCCAGAAACAGGCUCAGCGACGGAUGACCCACCUCCUCCUGAUUCGCAACGACAAUUGCUACUCAGGAUCUUCCCGGUUGUAUACCGCGAAUCGAAGCACGAGAUCUUCCAGAACAACGAAGAGCAGCGUGACGAAGGCUGCAUUCUCCACCAUGGGCUGGCUCUGUAUGAUGAUGCAGAGCCAGUUGUGACGAGAAUGGAGGAGCUCAAAUCUGCUGGUUUGCCUCCCCAUACCACUGCAUUAACGAGUCCGACUGACGAGGGCAAGUUUCCGCCGCCGGUACGUAACACCACCCGCGUGUUCACCUUACCCCAGCGUUCCUAG
This is a messenger RNA of Alternaria metachromatica, 858 nucleotides long. RefSeq lists its product as uncharacterized. Lineage: Eukaryota; Fungi; Ascomycota; Dothideomycetes; Pleosporales; Pleosporaceae. The transcript has 2 exons. The record is from RefSeq and is a predicted model, not a curated record. The coding region runs from base 1 to 858 and encodes 285 amino acids.